Molecule: messenger RNA, 621 nt
Organism: Lotus japonicus
Lineage: Eukaryota; Viridiplantae; Streptophyta; Magnoliopsida; Fabales; Fabaceae
Exons: 1
Coding region: 1-621 (206 amino acids)
Biological process (GO): base-excision repair
Cellular component (GO): nucleus
Molecular function (GO): double-stranded DNA 3'-5' DNA exonuclease activity; DNA-(apurinic or apyrimidinic site) endonuclease activity; phosphoric diester hydrolase activity
Source: RefSeq, a predicted model, not a curated record
AUGAUAAUACUAAGUUAUAAUGUGCGUGGUUUGGGGGGAGGAGUGAAGUGGAGGGCUAUCAAAGAUUUGAUAGCGAGGGAGAGGGUGGAGAUGGUACUGUUGCAGGAAACCAAGCUUCAGGUUGUGGAUCAGAGGCAGUGCGUUAGCCUUUGGGGUGAUUCUAAUUGUGAUUGGCGCUAUACUCCGGCUGUAAAUAGUUCAGGAGGGUUAUUAUGUAUUUGGAGCAAAGAUGCUUUCACAAUUCAGAACUGUGUAUUAGGCCAGAAUUUCAUUCUCUUAGCUGGCUUGUGGAAGGAGCGAGCCAAUAAUUGCGUUAUUGUAAAUGUUUAUGCACCUUGUGACUUGGAAGCAAAAAGGGAACUUUGGCGGGGGAUCCAAGACCUGAAACAAAUUUGUCCUGUGGCCUCUUGGUGUAUUGGGGGAGAUUUUAAUGCGGUUAGAACAUCGCUUGAGAGGAGGGGGGAGGCAAUUAGUCAGACCUAUGGGCGUAGAGAAUCUGAUGAGUUUAACUCUUUUAUUAUUCAGAUGGAGUUGUUCGAUAUCCCUAUCCUUGGAAAACGUUUUAAGUGGUUUCGGCCGAAUGGCAAGGCGAUGAGUCGACUUGACAGAUUUCUGAUUUAA